CAAAACAUCUCUCUCUUCUCUUCUCUUUCUUUUUUUUUUUUCUCUCUCUCAUUCACACAAACACGCAUAUUCAUAGAUGGAAGGUGAAUCAGUGGUGUCAAUGGUUCAAAUUUUGCUUUUUGGUGGAGAGAAGAACCUGAUGCCUCUUUUUGAUGUGUGAGUGGGUGGUGCUGCUGCUGUUCUAAUCUUCUCCAAUUUGGGUUUCAGUCUUGUUCUUCUUGUUCUUCUCUCUUUUUUUCCCUUUGUAUUCUCUCUCGUUUUCCCAUCUGACCCAUAAACAAAAAGCUCAUAAAGAUAAGGGUUUGCUCUAAGCUUGGAGUUAUCUGAUGACUAUCUCUCACCACGCAUGUUUUUAGUCAGAUAAGUGGGGUUGUGUAUUUGAAAUUCUAGUGAGAGAAAAUUAGCUAGCUAGAGAGAGAGGGGAAGGGGUACUAGUGUCUUGUUAUAUAUGCUGAAGGCCAAGUGUAAAGUUGCAGUUGUUGAGAAGGAGAGUUCUUGUGACUGUUUAUACAGCACAAGAAGACAUAAGAUUAUUAGCAGCAGAUGAUAUCCAUUGAUGAUCAUCCACCACCAGAUCCCUCAUCAUCGCAUCAUCAUCAUCAUCAACAAAACCAAAUCUCUCAUGAUCUCAAGCUUUCUGAUAUAGAUCUGAAGUUUCUAGAUGCUGAUCUUGAUGACACCAACGACAACCAUCUCCCUAAUUUCUCUAUAAGGGAUUAUGUCUUCGGUUUAAGGAGCAAAGAUAUCGCCUGUAAUUGGCCUUUCUCUCCCACAAGUUUGCAACUUUGCUUGAAACAUGGAGUCAAGAAUUUGUUGCCACCUUUCCAGCCCCUUGAUUUACUGAGAGAUAACUCAUCUGUAAUUAGCCGAUGUAAUCUUGAAGAUCCUUUACACGAUGAAGAAACCAUAAUCAGUUUUCAUGAGAAGCCCAGCAGAAAUGACGAUCAAUUCAAAUCCAAAGGCGAACAACCAUCUGGGUUUGUAACUGUAAGUACAAAUUCAAGCUGUUCCAAACGACACAACAGCCAAGAACACUUGAUUCGCACAAAGUCAAAGGAGAAACCACCUGCUUCUUCGCAUCACACCGAAAACAUCAAAAAAAGUAGAUUGGUAAUGAAAUUGAAUCCUGGUGUUGAACCAGUUGAAGAGAUUUCCAUGGCUUCCAAAAUUUGCCCAGUUUGCAAGACUUUCUCAUCAUCUUCGAACACCACCUUAAAUGCUCAUAUCGAUCAGUGUCUAACUGGUGAAGGGACUAUGAAGUGGACCGAUAACCCCAAGGUUAUAGUCAAACAUAGGGUCAAACCUAGGAAGACGAGGUUGAUGCUGGAAAUAUAUAAAACAGCUCCUCACUGUACAAUCGAAGAACUCGAUAAAAGAAACGGAACAAGCUGGGCUACAAAUUCGAGUUUUCCUGCUCAAGAAUUUCAGUUUCAAGAGGAAGAAGAAGAAGCAGAAGAAGAAGAGAAACAAGAGCAAAGCCCAAGAACAACUACCGUCAAUCAUGAAGUUGUUGAUAAUGAAGGCGAUGUUUAUAUCGAUACCGAUGGCACAAAAGUUCGGAUCUUAUCGGUUCCAAAAUCCGGUUCUUUGGAGAAUAAUCAUGGAAAUCGGAAGUUAUUGAAAGGAGUAAAAGGGAGUAAACUUGUCAUAGGUACUAAUAAGAAGAAAUUCAAAACCAGUCUUCAUAAGCAGAAACAUCACAAGAAGUAUCUGAAACUUAUCCCUAAUGCCAAAAAAGUUUGCUCAACAAAGCCUCAGCUGAUUGUUGAUGAACAGGCGACAAAUGAUGAAGAAGAAGAUGCUGCCAUAGCUGAAAAUUGCAGAAAAGAUGAACCACCCAGAAAGCCUGUGAAUGAUCCGGUGGAUGAUUUGGCUAUUGUAAGGCCACCAUGGGCGUGCUCUAAGAGAACCAAUCUUGUAAAGAAGCUCACUGGGAAACGGAAGCAUAGGAAGAACUUGCGCAUUGAAAGUGAUAAGUCUUCUUCACGAUGUGAUUUGGGAAAUCCUCCACUUUCGUCUGAUGACGUGGCACCGUCACAAAGUAGGAAGAAAACGAGAACUUCCUCACCAUUAAUGGCGGAGUUCAGAAAAGAAAGCACCCGUAUGCAUGAAGACAACGAGGGUUCUCCAAAUUCUUCAAGUCCAUCUAAAAAUUCUGAUAGAGCCGAUACAAGAUCUAAGGGUAGAAAGUUUUUGAGGAAGAAUCUAUCGUUCCCAGUAGCUAAACUUAAUUUAAAAAGGAAAUCUUCUUCUUUUAAUGGAACAUUUCAAGAUUCAUCGAAAGAGAAUUCUCUUUCUAGAAAUGAAGAACACGUGGCUGCUGUAAGAAACAACCAGGAGACAAGAUCAAGAUCCGUUACUUCAAAGACUUCAAAUGAAGAAUCUUCUGAUGGAGUUGAAACUGCUGAUAUGGAUGCAUUACAUGAUAUUCAAUCUGUUAGAAACGAGACGUUGCUAUCGAAUCUUGAACAAGUUUGUGUUGUUCCACCUCCAAAUUUCACAGGUUUGAGCAACUCUUUUGAUCCAGAGUUUUCAAAAUGCGUUGAGAUGUAUCAAGAACAGCUAUUAUGUUCGACUAAUCGUGCUCCAGAUGUUGAAAAACACGAUUUUUUCUUUCAUGAAGAUGACCCGAUACCGAUUCCCGGACCACCCGGAUCGUUCUUGCCGCCAAGCCCUGGCGGAGAUGUGGUUUCUGAAGAACAACUUCAAGCAAAUUCAUCAUCCACCACCACCACAAGAGUUCCAUCAAGCGAUCAAAACCAUCAUCAUGAUACAAAUGAUCGAGAUUCCAUGUCUAAUUCUCCGGUUUCAACCGUUUCUAAUCCCAGUUUAGCAAGAUCAGAUUCAAGAUCGACUUCUGUCGCACCAGAUGAUACAAAAUAUUUUCCGACCAGUUUCAAGAACGAUCAUCAGCCUUGCUGUUGCUCUAGAAAAGACGGUGCUUUUUCAUAUAAUCAUGAAUCAUCGAUUGUAAGGAGACAAACGAUGGAAUCAAAUAAGAGUAGUAGUGCUCCAGGUGUUAAUUUCAACUUCAGAUCUGACACUUUUCCACUAAGCAACUACUCGACUUCCCAAGCACCUGAAACUGCAAUCUUUCCUUUUCCUACCAUGAAAAAAUUACCAAUUUACAGUGAUAACGAUUCGGUUGCUAGCCCUUCGAAACCUGUUCUUAGGUUAAUGGGAAAAAACUUAACCGUGGUUAAAACAGACGAAGAUGUAUUACCAUCACCAUCUUCACAGCCAUUUAGACCACCGCAGGGAAGUCAUCAACACCAUCCUCAGCCACCGGUUAUUUUUACCCAGUUCCAAAAUGGCUCUGAGUCUCAACGUUUCAAUGUGUAUCCACAUCCACAGGUGAACAACAUGAGAAGUACUACUCAUGGUGGUUUCAUGGCACCUGUGGAUCGUUAUGGCCAUGGUGGUCAUUACGCAGUGCCCCAUGCAAGGUCCCACCAUAACUAUAACAGUAAGGAGAUCAUCGUAAUUGAUGAUCUCCCUGAAAAUGAAUUGGAUGAUUGUAUGCGAAACGAAAUCUUGAGAAGAAACCACGGGCAGAUGAAUCCGUUAUACUCAAUGUACCAGGCACAAAGUUCCAGUCAUCUGUACAGUAGUGGUGGUGGUGGUGGUGGUGGUUCAACAGUGUUUCGUGGUGGCAGUUUCAAUGGAGAUCUUGGCAAGUGGAAUGUAGGAUCAUCAUCAUCAUCACCAUCGCGUUCAACAUCUCAUAUGCGAUCUUCAACAUCAUACUAUCCUCCUAGUUAUCCAUAAUGGUACAAUGCUUACAAGAUGAGUUUUUUUUAUCAAUAUCUUUUUAACUGAAUAGUUUUAUUUCUCUUUAAUCGGCUUUUUAGAGUUUAUAAGAACUUUUUGAGGCUUCUAUGCACGGGUAGCCUUAUAGUUACCCGAAUAAUAAUAAGUCUCUCUUUAACUAUAAACACUAUUUCAUGUGUUGUGUUUUUUUAAAGUCAAGAACCUGAAAAGAUACGAGUUCCAUGCA
Messenger RNA from Lactuca sativa (garden lettuce), 3997 nucleotides. RefSeq lists its product as uncharacterized. NCBI's taxonomy places the organism in Eukaryota, Viridiplantae, Streptophyta, Magnoliopsida, Asterales, Asteraceae. The record is from RefSeq and is a predicted model, not a curated record.